Molecule: messenger RNA, 3760 nt
Organism: Acinonyx jubatus (cheetah)
Lineage: Eukaryota; Metazoa; Chordata; Mammalia; Carnivora; Felidae
Gene: LRRCC1
Product: leucine rich repeat and coiled-coil centrosomal protein 1
Exons: 19
Coding region: 561-3188 (875 amino acids)
Cellular component (GO): cytoplasm; centrosome
Molecular function (GO): protein binding
Source: RefSeq, a predicted model, not a curated record
CCAGCUCUGGGCGCCGGUUAAGAUCAAGGUUCCCGUCGCCGGUUCCAUGGAGGCGCCGGUGGAGGCGGAAGUUGAAAAUGGGGACGGCGACAGCAGCUGCGGGGACUUGUGCUUCAUGGAUAAAGGCCUGCGAAGGUAAAGGGUGCUGCUCAGCCAGAAGCAGCCUGCGCAUUCCCCGGACGGCAGUUGUGGCAUAUCAGAGUUAUCUUUAGAUUCAACCCUUCAUGCCAUCAAUCUUCAUUGCAAUAACAUCUCAAAAAUUGAAGCCAUUGAUCAUGUUUGGAAUUUACAACACUUAGAUCUGUCAUCCAAUCAAAUAACUCAAAUUGAAGGGCUAAAUACACUGACAAAACUAUGCACUUUAAAUUUGUCCUGCAAUAUGAUCACAAGAAUAGAAGGUUUGACUUGAAACACUAAUUAAUCUGACUAGAUUGAAUUUAUCUUAUAACCACAUCAAUGAUCUUAGUGGUUUGAUCCCCCUUCAUGGAAUUAAACAUAAACUCAGAUAUAUUGACUUACAUAGUAAUUGUAUAGAUAGUAUCCAUCACUUACUUCAGUGUAUGGUAGGAUUGCACUUCUUGACUAAUCUCAUUUUGGAGACAAAUGGAGAAGAUAACCCUGUCUGUCGUGUACCAGGGUACAGAGCAAUUCUGCUCCAGACGUUGCCACAGCUUAGAAUCCUAGAUUGCAAGAACAUAUUUGGUGAGCCAGUAAAUUUGUCAAAAAUAAAUUCAUCACGCCUACAGUGCUUAGAAGGUCUUUUGGAUAACUUAUUUUCUUCAGAUUCUCCACUAAAUAUAAGUGAAGAUGAGAUAAUUGAUAGUAUGCCAGUGGUAACACCACCCAUCGAUGAGAUAGUUCCCUUGGAUCAGUUUGCAUCACCAACAGAUACUGGUUUGACAUCCUUUAUAUCUGUAUGUCCAUCUUCUGAGCCAGAGAAAGUUAAUCAUGAAAACAAUUUUAAUAAUGACAUGAAACUUCAGAAAAUAGAUGAUCAAAUUUUACAGCUUCUCAAUGACACUUCCGAUUCUUUAAUAAGUAAUGUGCCCGAGAAAGAUCUCAGACCAAAAAGAGAUACGGAUAUGACUUCUGAAAGCGAAUAUGGAAACAGAAAAGAAUGUAAUAGGAGAAUUCCUCGAAGAUCAAAAAUCCCAUACUAUUCCAAAACUAUUCAGACUAUUAAGCACCACAACAAAAACAACCCUUUUAUGAGUUGUAAUCGUAAAAUGAAACAACCUUUCUUUAAAGACUUCUAUGUAAGAUCAUCUUUAGCAAACUGUAAUACAUUAGAAGAAUCAGAAGAACAGAAAAAGGAGCUCAUUAAAGGAGACAAUAGUAGCUCAGAAGACACCACUUACCGGACACUCCUUCAACAACUAGACCAAGAGAGAGAGAAGAGGUGGAAAGCUGAACAAGCUGAAAAGAAACUUAGGAAUUAUAUUGAUGAACUGCACAAACAUGCAAAGGAGAAAAAAGGUUUUCAUACCCUGGCUAUGCUCACCACAGAUAGGUUAAAGGAAAUUAUAUAUAAAGAGAGAAAUUCCAAAGCACAACUCGAAGUUAUGGUUCACAAACUUCAAAACGAAGUAAAAAAUCUAAGUAUUGAAUUAAUCAAAGCAAGAGAUCAACAAGAGUAUCACAUUAGACACUUAAGAACCCUGGAAAAAGCAUUAGAAAAAAUGGAGAGGCAGAAGGGACAACAGCAAGCAGCACAGAUACGACUUAUCCAAGAGAUGGAGCUCAAAGCUGCUGCUGCUGAUAGAGAAAUAAACUUACUUAGAACUUCUCUUCAUCAAGAAAAGGAACAAGUACAACAACUUCAUGAAGUUCUUACAUUGAAAGAACAAGAACACAGGAAAGAACUUGAAACAAGGGAGUUUCUCAGUGAUGCUGAGUUCCAAGAAGCCUUAGCUAAAGAAGUAGCUAAAGAAGAAAGAAAGCAUGAACAAGAUAUAAAAGAGUACCAAGAAAAAAUUGAUACAUUAAACCAACAGUAUAUGGAUUUAGAAAAUGAAUUCCGUGUUGCUUUAACUGUUGAAGCCAGAAGAUUUAAAGAUGUUAAAGAUGGUUUUGAAAAUGUUGCAACUGAGUUAGCAAAGAGCAAGCAUGCUCUUGUUUGGGCUCAACGAAAAGAAAAUGAAUCUUCCUCUUUAAUUAAAGAUUUGACCUGUAUGGUGAAGGAGCAAAAAACAAAACUUGCAGAAGUUUCGAAAUUGAAACAGGAAACAGCAGCAAAUUUACAGAAUCAAAUCAACACCCUUGAAAUCUUGAUUGAAGAUGACAAGCAGAAGAGUAUUCAAAUAGAACUUCUCAAGCAUGAAAAAGUCCAGCUCAUUUCUGAGCUAGCCGCCAAGGAAUCACUAAUUUAUGGUUUAAGGACAGAAAGAAAAGUAUGGGGGCAUGAGCUGGCACAACAAGGAUCGUCUCUAGCCUUAAAUCGUGGCAAAUUAGAGGCUCAAAAUGAAAGUUUAUGUAGAGAGAAUGAGUCUCUGAGAAAGGCAAAUGAACGUGAUAAUGAUGCAUUAAGAAUUAAGUGCAAAAUCAUAGAAGACCAAACUGAAACCAUUGGAAAAUUAAAAGUUUGUGUACAAGAAAAAGAAGAACAAAUCAAAGUAUUACAAGAAAAGAUCAUUGAAAUACAAAAAUGUACCCAAGAACAACUUGAUGAAAAAUCUUUACAACUGGAUGACAUAAUUGAAAAACUGGAAAGACACAAUGAAAGAAAAGAAAAACUAAAACAGCAGUUGAAAAUAAAGGAAUUAGAACUUGAAGAAAUUAGAAAAGCUUAUAGUACACUUAAUCAGAAGUGGCAUGAUAAAGGAGAGCUUCUAAGUCAUCUGGAAAUGCAAGUAAAAGAAGUAAAAGAAAAAUUUGAAGACAAGGAAAAGAAACUUAAAGCGGAAAGAGACAAAAGUAUUGAACUACAAAAGGAUGCGGUGGAAAAGCUUCAUAGUAUGGAUGAUGCCUUUAAAAAACAAGUUGAUGCAAUUGUUGAAGCUCAUCAAGCUGAAAUAAUACAACUAGCAAGUGAAAAGCAGAAAUACAUUGAUUCUGCAAAUUUCAAGGUUCAUCUAGUUGAAGAAGAAAUGCGUGAACUUCUGCAAGAAACAUGCAAGAACAAAAAAGCAAUGGAAGAAAAAAUUAAGCAACUUGCUUUUGCUCUAACUGAAAUUCAGCGAGAAAUGUGAUGUUUCUGAGAAUGAAUUUAAUUGAAAUGGAACAGCAGACCUAUUGUAAAAAUGAUUAAAUAUUGUAAUAGUAGUAACUGCUACGACUUUGAAAUGUCUCUUUGUACACAUUUCAUUCUGAUUAUAUUUUAAAAGACUUUUGAUCAAGUAUUUUUUAAUUGUAUCUGUAGGUUUCUAUAAUAAAUUGUUGAUAAUAUGUGUAUUAGAAAAACCUAUCAACCAGAUUUAUGACACUUUCUUGUUUCUGUGCUAUAUAUACAUUGUUUGGCAAUUACACAUUUGCCUACAAAUAUGUAAAUAGAAAUUAAGAUUAGUAUUUAGACUAUAUGAGGUAAAAUAUUUUCAUCAUUGUUACAUUAUUGUGUUGAUGAAAAACUAAUAUAUAUAUUGGUCAUCCUUUAGUUGAUGUAGCUCCAUUUUUUUCAUAAGUGUAGCUGAAAAGAUUUGAAGUCUGUAUGAUAAAGAUGUGGCAUUCUUAACAAAGCACAGGUAACCAUCUCCACAUCACUCAUAAUGACCCCUUUUUUAGAAUGCGUAUGACUUUUUCAUUAAAGAUUAUACUUAAGGUUUUA